AUUCAUAUUUUUAAAAUGUGACUUCUGAAUUCUCUCCCUCCUACCCUUCUCCCACCAUUCCACCAUUCCCUUCUCCCACCACUUGAGAAGGCAAGUGAUACAUGUGAAGUCACGUAGAACACAUUUUGAUAUUAGCCACGUUGCAAAAGAAAACACCAAAAAGCAAGAAAAUGAAAGUGGAAAAGUACACUUCAGUCUACACUCAGAGUUCUUCAGUUCUCUCUUUGAAGUAAUCCCAUAUCAGAAACAUGGCUUCAGAUUGGCUGGGCAGCAUCGUAUCCAUCAACUGUGGGGACAGCCUGGGAGUCUAUCAGGGAAGAGUAUCAGCAGUGGACCAGGUCAGCCAGACCAUCUCUUUGACCCGGCCUUUCCACAAUGGAGUGAAGUGUUUAGUGCCAGAAGUCACCUUCAGGGCGGGUGACAUUACAGAGUUGAAAAUCCUGGAGAUACCAAGUUCUGGUGACAGCCAGCAAUGUGGAGACCCACAGCAGACAGAAUUAGGCCUCCCUGGUGUUGGCUGUCAGGUGGGAAUUAAUCAGAACGGCACAGGCAAACUGCUCAAGAAGUCCAUGUCCUCCAGUGCCCCCCAGAAUAUCCCCAAGAGAGCAGAGAUGAGGACCCAGGAUGUUGCCAUUUCACCACAGCAGCCGUGCUCAAAGAGCUAUGUGGACAGGCACAUGGAAUCAUUGAGUCAGUCCAGAAGUUUCCGUCGUCGACACAACUCUUGGUCAUCUAGCAGUCGCCAUCCAAACCAAGCAACUCCAAAGAAAAGUGGCAUAAAGAAUGGCCAGAUGAAAAAUAAAGAUGAUGAAUGUUUUGGGGAUGACAUCGAAGAGAUCCCAGACACAGAUUUUGACUUUGAAGGGAACCUGGCCCUUUUUGACAAAGCAGCUGUUUUUGAAGAGAUUGACACUUACGAGCGGAGGAGUGGUACCCGCUCCCGGGGUACCCCAAAUGAAAGACCCUCUCGAUACCGUCAUGAUGAAAACAUAUUAGAAUCUGAACCUAUUGUCUACCGGCGGAUUAUGGUGCCCCAGAAUACAAGCAAAGAAUUCUGUACUGACUCUGGGCUGGUUGUCCCGAGUGUCUCCUACGAGCUGCACAAGAAGCUGUUAUCGGUAGCAGAGAAGCAUGGUCUGACACUGGAACGGAGGCUGGAGAUGACUGGAGUAUGUGCCAGCCAAAUGGCACUGACCCUGUUAGGAGGACCUAACAGAUUGAAUCCCAAGAAUGUCCACCAAAGGCCUACAGUCGCCCUCCUUUGUGGUCCCCAUGUGAAGGGAGCUCAGGGCAUAAGCUGCGGGCGACACCUUGCCAACCAUGAUGUCCACGUCAUCCUCUUCCUGCCCAACUUUGUCAAGAUGUUGGAAUCUAUCACCAAUGAACUGUCCCUCUUCAGCAAGACUCAGGGCCAGCAGGUGUCCAGCCUCAAAGAUCUCCCCUCCAGCCCUGUGGACCUGGUGAUCAAUUGCCUGGAUUGUCACGAGAAUGCCUUCCUCCGAGACCAGCCCUGGUACAAAGCAGCUGUGGACUGGGCCAAUCAGAACCGGGCACCCGUCCUCAGCAUAGACCCGCCGAUGUUUGAGGCCGAGCUGGGCAUCGAUGCCAAGUGGUCGCUGGCCCUGGGCCUGCCCUUGCCCCUCGGUGAGCGGGCGGGACGCGUUUACCUGUGCGACAUUGGCAUCCCUCAGCAGGUGUUCCAGGAGGUGGGCAUCAACUACCGCUCACCCUUUGGCUGCAAAUUUGUCAUCCCACUGCACUCAACGUAGAGGCCACGGGCCCACAGGGAGGCCGUGGACGGCCCAAGGCUCUGGAGCCAGAUGCUGCCACUUUCCUGAAGAGAAGGCCUUAAGGAUGUGAAGCUCCGUGGACAGUGUGGUUGUGUUUGCUUUGUUUGUUUCCUUUAAGGUUUGUUUCUUCUGCAAGAAGCACCGCAUUUCAAACUGAAGAGUAACUGCCCUUUGAAGGCUGCCCCUUGGGCCCCUGGGUGGGGCCUGCCCUAUCUGGCCGCUCGGCCACUUUCUCAGUGGAGGGUUUUUGUUUACAGACACAGGCAGCUGUUAGACCAGGUUUGAGGUUCCUAGCCACCAGACCCGAGGGGAGCAGGGUAUCCCUAACAACUCUCUGCUUUCCUCCUCCUCCUCUGGCUCUCCCUCCCUGACCCCAGCAGACUUUUUUUUUUAAAUAAGCAGCCCUUCCUUUUAAUCAUGUCAGAUGUGCUGGGGUGCAGUUGUCCUUAUGGGGGGCUAGUUUCCUUUUCCUGUUGCUUCGAUGUUUAUGAUGGUAGCUGGAGUUGAGUUUUCUUUCCUGCCUUUCCUCAGUCCUGAGCCACGUGGCCCAUGCAGAAAGCUGGUGUCCAGCAGGAGCCUGGCCAGCUCUUAAUCUGUCUGCUCUGCCAGAGCCACAACUGAACACCACUUUGGGGGGUUUGUUGUUCUCUUGGUGUUCAUUUUUCAUUUUGCCCUUGACCCGACCCGCAUACCCAGUAGACGCUUUUUUCCCAAGGGGUCAGCCCAACCUUUUACCUUCUCCCUCCCAAGCCAGCUCUUGGGGAAAGGGGGUAUUGUGUGUCCUAUUGGCUGAUGUUUGACCCCUUGGAUUAAUCCUUGGACGUUUUCAGCACGGGUAGCUUUGGGACAUAUCACUGUAGAGCCAUGGUGCCCAUCUCCCUUGCCAACAAUCCCCGCUCCUGCCCCCCAUUGUUCCCAUUGGGACCAAAGGCUGGAGUGAGCUGGUCCUUCCCCACCAGCCAUGUUGGCUGCAAUGUCCCCAUGGUGUAUGGGUGAGGCCAGGUCCCCGUCCUCCCCCCCCCCCCAAGCUCUUAGUGCAUAUGCAAAGAAGGGGUGGAGUUCUUGUUCAGUAUUGGGAGUUCUUCUGUGGGAAACUUGGUGCUGAGCCUCUCUCGAGGCUCCCAUUUGGCUUCCAAUGCAGGGAGGGGUGUCCAGAGGGGCUGAGGACAGUGGAGGCUAAUCCCAGUAUUUGAGCUUUUCUUCCCUACAUUGGCCAGGCUGCCUGCUCUUCAGCCCUUACCUUCCCACGGCCUCUCUUGGGCUGAAUGCAGCAGCUGUUUUAUCCAAGAGAAGGGAAGGAGCCCGAGCAACCGGGGGAGACUUGGGGGCCACAUGUGAGCUACUCCAGCUUUUACCUUUGUCGAGUGGCCUCUCCCCUGGUAUCUGGGGCAGCCUCUGGUGGUCCGGCAUCGUUUGGCGGGAGAUGGCACCCUUGGUCUCUCUGGUCCUUUUGGGCUGCCCCUUGUCUCAGAGGUGUCAAAAAAGAAAAAGAAGCAUUGGUCUGGCCAGAGGAAGGCUGCUCGAGUGGCCUCUUGCCUUGCAGGGCCUCCCAAGGACUCCAGGGAGUAUUCUAGCCAGAUGGCUCCGGGCUUUUGCACUUCCUCCUGAAGCUGCUGAUUGGGGAGGUGCCCGGUCCCUCUUAACCUCUUCGAAUGCCAGUCUAUGAGCUCUUGCAGCCCCCUCCUACCCUGUCCCAGCAGCUGGGGGGAAAGUCCCAAAGAGCUUGAUAUUUGGUGCCUUUGGAGGGGAAGAUUUCACAGAGCCAGACAGAUUCAAGUGUCAUUUUGGUCCAAGCUCCAUUUUUCGGUAUUCAGGGUAGGCAGGGCCCCUCUGGUUCUUGUAAGUCCCGAGGCCAUACUGUGGGCAGAGGAGGGUCCUUAGUGUAGAUUGUGGAGUUUUUCUCUUUCCUGUAACACCCACAUCGUAACAAUAUUCUGAUAGGGAGGGAGGCCCUCUCCCUGGCAGACAGCACUAAUGGAGACAGGACUGUGAGCCGUCAGCCUGGUCUCUCCCUUCCCUUCCUGGUAAGGGUAUCCUGCUCAGGGUUCCAGAGUUCCUCCCCCUGCCCGCGCUCCUAAUUUUGUGGAAUAGCAAGCCCAACUUCCACGUGGCCUGUCCCCGUCUGGUGUGGAGAAGGGGCCUUCGCAGAAGCCUCAAGGUUGGUGCAGCCCCCCCUGGAGUCAGCUGCCCCUCCCAGAAAAUGCUCUAGCCAUUCCAUGCACGAGAAACAAAGGCUUAGGCUUCUUUUACAGAUGCGGAACAUCUUUCUAGGAUGGUGUUUACAUCUGAGGAUGGGCAGCCCUUGGAAGGGCCUAGACAGUGAACUGAGCUCCCCUGGGGAGGAGGAGGUGGGGUUUGAGGGGGAUGGGGAAGCAUCUCCUGUCUGCUCUUCCUGCUGAGAAAAGGGAGGGGGGAUCUGGCCCACUAUUGGUGCUCAGUCAGAAAGUUGAGGCGGACAUCCGCAGGACCAGUGGGGCGUCCUGGGCAGGGGGGACAACCUUGUUUUCUUAGCAUUUUUUACUCCAUCCUUGGCAGGUUGAGGAAUACAGUCCUUUCCUUAUUCCUCCUCAGUCUUGUCACCUGCCACAAUUUAUGUUGAAAGGAAAGUAGCCCUUUAUUUUUCUUCUUUUACCCCGAGAGAAUUUGACUAUUAAAAAGAAAAGCUAGCCCCUCCGAGGCCUUUCUUCCUCUCCCUCUAGCAGUUGAAUGAAGGCUGUUUGGCCACCUGGCCUUGGCUGUGUUGUUGACCCUUUAGCACAGUUGAUGAGGAGACUAUUACUAGUGCAGCUGUUGAGAUGGGAGUAGGGAAUGACAAAAAAACCAGCACUAAAAUAAAGCUGACUUGACCCAGCCUGGGGGUUGGUGUGUGUGGUGUACUGCUGUAAGCAUGCCUGGAAAGGAUUUCAUGGAAUCCCUGACUGCUGACUGUAGCUCCAGAGAUUAGCUCUGGCCAAGUGAAGAACCCCACCUGACCUUGACCAUUGACCAUUAUUUCUCAAGCCUACUGGACACAGACAGGAGUGAGAAAGCAAGCCUUGUCGCACAUUUAAUGGGGUUUGAGAAAAGUGGUUAGUUAGGCAAAGUUUGGGGAGUAUCUGGUAAAGAUGCCCUAUUUCUUAAAGGCCUGAUCCAUUCUCAAGAGCCUCCAGUCAAGUAUAGCAUGUAACAUGAGGAGCCUUUAUCUGCUGGAAUGUCAUCUGCCAGAGAAGACCAGGCAGGACUCCACAUGGGGUCACAUAAUUGAAUGUAAGGGUCCCAAAAAAUCUGGUAGUAAGUGUUUGAGUUGUAUAUCUGAUAUUAUAUGCCUACACACCCA
Dromiciops gliroides (monito del monte) is the source of this 5106-nucleotide messenger RNA. RefSeq names its product enhancer of mRNA decapping 3 (gene EDC3). The record is from RefSeq and is a predicted model, not a curated record. Gene Ontology annotation, molecular function: mRNA binding. Gene Ontology annotation, cellular component: P-body. Gene Ontology annotation, biological process: deadenylation-independent decapping of nuclear-transcribed mRNA; P-body assembly. The transcript has 7 exons. Bases 249 to 1769 code for a protein of 506 amino acids. Lineage: Eukaryota; Metazoa; Chordata; Mammalia; Microbiotheria; Microbiotheriidae.